This is a messenger RNA of Helobdella robusta, 345 nucleotides long. RefSeq lists its product as hypothetical. NCBI's taxonomy places the organism in Eukaryota, Metazoa, Annelida, Clitellata, Rhynchobdellida, Glossiphoniidae. The coding region runs from base 1 to 345 and encodes 114 amino acids. The transcript has 3 exons. The record is from RefSeq and is a predicted model, not a curated record.
AUGUAUUUUUCUCAAACAUAUGGAGAGGGAGCAGCCGCGAUCCGUCAGGUGGGACUUAACGAAAGGAAUGUUCGGAGGAAUGUUUUUUGUGGAAAUAAUGGUUAUACACCUAGGUACGAGAUUGUCGAUUGGAUUUUAAAAAACUACAAUUUUUUAAAUAAUGCGAAAAAAAAUGGAAUUACUAACAUUCUGUGUGAAGUUGAUGGUGCCACUCACAUUGCCCACACCACUGCCGGCACUCAUGACACAUGUGGCAUUUGUGGCCACUGCAUCUGCUGGGUUGUUACAUUCCACAUCCACAACAUCUUGUACUUUAACAUAGGGUUCCAAUUAUUUUCAAGAUGA